Messenger RNA from Galendromus occidentalis (western predatory mite), 1358 nucleotides. RefSeq names its product tRNA methyltransferase 10 homolog A. Gene Ontology annotation, biological process: tRNA N1-guanine methylation. The transcript is spliced from 5 exons. The coding region runs from base 163 to 1155 and encodes 330 amino acids. NCBI's taxonomy places the organism in Eukaryota, Metazoa, Arthropoda, Arachnida, Mesostigmata, Phytoseiidae. The record is from RefSeq and is a predicted model, not a curated record. Gene Ontology annotation, cellular component: nucleus; nucleoplasm. Gene Ontology annotation, molecular function: tRNA binding.
UCUUCACGGGGCUCAUUUCAUUCCGUCAAUUGAUUGAAUUCAGAGUUUGUCUCCUGAUUGUCAACUAAGGAUUUCGCCAUAAAAUCGGAUCGAGAAGGAUCCGAUUCUUGCCGUGUUAUUAUUGUGAAGUCGACCGGCUGGUCGCGCUGAUAUUCAAAAGACAUGGCAGGAAAGGUGGAGACUGCGCGAGAAGAAGGUACUGCGGUGGAGAACAGCCUCCUCAUAAAAGGGAGUCUGGACAUAGAGGCCACUUUGCGAGAUUCCGAUCUGCCCGAGAAAGAUCGACUGAAGCUCAAAACUUUGCGAGACCAGCUCUUAGCCCAGGACAUCGCGAAACAUCGAAGAAAAAAACUGUGGAAGGAGGUCGAUUGGGUAAUCAAUCGUAAGCGGCGGAAUGAUCAAAAAAAGCAAGAGCGGAAGAAACGCCGCCUCGAGAUCCGAACGGGGGUCCGAGAACCUUCACAGAAGAGGGCUAAAAUCGUGAGGAUGGCUGACAGCGACUGCAAAAUCAAAGUUGCUCUAGACCUUAGUCUACACGAUCUCAUGACUGAAGCUGAAAGGACCAAAACCGGUAAACAGGUUCAAAGGUGCUAUGCCAUCAAUCGACGGAUGGAACAGCCGCUCCGAUUGUAUCUGACGGGCCUCCGCGACGCUGAAGCAAUGACGAAAAACCUUUUCGGCUUCGAGAAUUGGGACGUCUUCCGUGCCGAAGACGAUCACGUGUCUCAUUUUGGGAAGGAGAAAGUUGUUUACUUGACAGGGGAUUCCGAAGUCGAACUCGAAGAUUUUUCGGAAGACGAAGCUUACGUUAUUGGCGCAAUGGUCGAUCACAAUCGCCACAAGGGGCUAACUCUAAAAAGGGCUAUUGAGGCUGGAAUCCGUCACGCUCGACUGCCGUUGGAUAAAUACGUGGACAUGAAAUCAAGAAAAGUUUUGACGAUCGACCACUGCUUCCAAAUCGUGCUGAAUAGAGCGAACGGACUCAGCUGGCAAGAGUCGAUCAUGCGGGCUAUUCCGGCAAGGAAAGGGGCGCAGUUAAAGGAUGACGACGGCAAUGAGGGGGUCGAUGAGAAUGAGAAAGAGCACGACCAUGCGGACGACAGCGAUCCGGAUCUUGGCAAAGAAUCGGAUGAUGAAUGUCACGGAUCGUCUUGACAGACCAACAAUCGAUCCGUGGAUUCCGUCAAUAAAAAAGAUCUCCCCGACAUCUCCGGCGAAGGUCGCUCGCAUGCACCCCGCGAGAGAGCUACCUUCCUGCUUCAGUGAAGCUACCAAGCGUCAUCUGGGGCAGUCGUCAGUAGUCGCCAUUGUUGAAUGCCCUCGAUCGCACCAGGAGCGCUCCUUCCUCGGAGGACGUC